Arabis nemorensis is the source of this 309-nucleotide messenger RNA. Lineage: Eukaryota; Viridiplantae; Streptophyta; Magnoliopsida; Brassicales; Brassicaceae. The record is from the annotation of a GenBank genome assembly.
AUGGACGAAGGCGUCGGUGGAGAGGUGAGUUCUAACGGUAGUAGAGGGAAGGGAUAUGUCAAUAGAGACCGAUUUGAAGUCUUGAAGAGGGGGGGAGCAAAACUCGAUAGGGAAUCGAAGCUUUAUUCGGCGACGAUGAAGGUCGCAGAGAUGAAAGCCAUGGAGCUGGUAAUGAAGCAAUGGAGGAGAGGAAAAGGAGGAGAUGCUCUCGUCGAGGUAGGCGAUGGCCGGCUGAGAGAGAGAGUGGGUUCUCAGGGAAGGCGCAGUCAAGCGAACGACGAUGACGAGAACCUCAUUCUUGCUCGGUAA